AGCUAGGGAUGAAUAAACAUCAGAGUAAAAAUUUUAAAACUCACAGUUCACAUUAAACUUUUGCCGUUGCAAUGCGUUGCACUCCAAUAAUCGUGUUUCUAUCUGCACUGGCCCUAAACUCAUGUCUGGCCAGAGCCAGAUUCAGCUCGGAGAAGUCUCUGGAUGAUGGUGUCAUUGUUUGGCCGAUCGACCUGAUCCACUUUCCCCAAGCAUACACUCUCAUGCACAAGGUAGAGAAGCGCUUGGAGUGUAUUAGCGACGAGGAAACCAGGAGCCGCAUUAUGGACUACACCGUGGAUGAGUUAAGGAAGUGCAAGCUUGAUUUCCAAAUGUGUGAGCUCUGCGUUCUGCGAUCUAUUCCCUACACGAUGUCCUUUAUUUCGAGCCAACAGAAUCAACAAAGGCAUUAAAACUUAAAAAAAAGUAAUAAGUUUAAGGUAAUUAAGUUAGUAAACAAUAAAACAGAAAUUAGAAAAUAUAUUUUAUGAAUCAUUAAUGGAACUUCUUUCGGAAAGGCCAUUCUUAAUAAUAAUCAGAUACAAGAUUAUGAAAAUAAAAAUAUAAAUGUUUUUUAUGAA
Messenger RNA from Drosophila ananassae, 578 nucleotides. RefSeq lists its product as uncharacterized. Lineage: Eukaryota; Metazoa; Arthropoda; Insecta; Diptera; Drosophilidae. The transcript has a single exon. The record is from RefSeq and is a predicted model, not a curated record. Bases 72 to 410 code for a protein of 112 amino acids.